Messenger RNA from Exophiala bonariae, 1038 nucleotides. RefSeq lists its product as uncharacterized. Lineage: Eukaryota; Fungi; Ascomycota; Eurotiomycetes; Chaetothyriales; Herpotrichiellaceae. The transcript has 2 exons. The record is from RefSeq and is a predicted model, not a curated record. The coding region runs from base 1 to 1038 and encodes 345 amino acids.
AUGACUCUUCGAGAUGUUAUGCAAAGGGUUGAAGAAGAUCAUGGUCUUCGUGCCACUGAGCAAAUGUACAAAAAGCGCCUUAAAUCAUGGAAUCUCUCGAAGCACAUCAAAGCUGAUGAGAAGGAGAAAGUCCUGGGCAAGCUACUUCACGACGAACCAGCCACGACAGAUAUUUCGCACGUGCGACAUGAUAAACUCGUUCGAUACGCCAAGUCUCGCGUCAAGUCUGGUACCCUCGAUCGUGAUGGCCUGACCAUGGUGGUCGAUCUUGGUCGAUUGCAGAAGAAUAAGCACUCCUCCACGCAGCGACCCAAUGUGGUCAGAAGAGCUGGUAUGCUCGCUUCACGAAACGCAAAGACUCGUGCAGCUACUUCUCCACCACCAAGUCUAUCUCUCCCGGAUGGGCCUGCCAAUCUCGAUAUGUUUUUACGAUCGAUGAGGGCAGUGAUAGCGAGAGAACGAGAGGAGUCGCUUUUGGGGUUAUCAUUCUCUCCUGAUGGGAUAUUUGUCGCACUCAAUGAGGGUCUGGCGCAUUGGCGUGCAGGUGAAGUCUCCCUGGCUUGUGGCUCCUUCAGUGACGCAGCUCAGCUGCUGUCUGAGGACAUUCAAGGACCCGUUGUAAUAGUCUCACGCAUAACAUAUUGCAUCAGUUCAAUAGUCUGGGGUAACAUUCGAGAGAAGAUUUUUAUCGGCUUUGCGCGGUUCAUGGCGAAAGUGACACUUGAGAAGCAGGGAAAAGACUUCCCACUGACCAGAAUGCUAAAGCACCUGCGCAGGGAGCAGAGUAUCGAUGCACAGUUGGCGAUCUGGGCAUGUGCGCUAGACGACUAUCAGAUCUCACAGCAGAAUGUAGUCCAUUGGUGGAACAUGGCGCAACGACGAUGGCGAUGGUGUUUGCGAAGCGGAAAGCCUGAACUUGCAACACGUUACUGCAAGUAUGCUAUAGCUGAGUCACGUCGAAUAGGCGUGUUGACUAGCGAUAUGGAGAGAGAAGCGCAACAAGAUUUCGAGCCCACAAACCAUGCACCAGGUCCAUAA